AUGAAGGUUCUAACAACGGGGAGGAUGAACGAGCACUCGAGAAAGUCACAUGAUGACUCACAGCUCUUGGCCUCCCAAUCCUUGUUACGCUGGCCUCAGACCCGUUGCCAAGCGCGCCACGCGUGCUUUGUGACUUGCGAGAGUGUGUUGACAUCUGGACAUCUGAAGACCACAGGUCCUGCCGGGCGAAGUCUUCAUUCUGCCAACCAGGCCGGCGUGGGAACUAUCGGAGAAUUCACAGUGCCAGGAGUGGUGAAUCUCCAUUGGGCUUGGUCUAUGUGGAAGCAGAAGCGGAUGCUGGAGCAUGCUUGGUCGUGGACAUCCAGGGGCCUCCGGGCCACAAGCACAACGAGCCAUCGAGAGGAAUGCGGAACUUCCGCAGAACAAGUUCAGUACAUCUUUAGCCGCCCACAGAACCCAGCUCCGGUCUGGCCUGUGAUGGGGGAUUUCGGGGGAUGCAUGGACUUGGGCCCCACCGGUGGGGAUGUGUAG
This is a messenger RNA of Symbiodinium sp. CCMP2592, 492 nucleotides long. Lineage: Eukaryota; Dinophyceae; Suessiales; Symbiodiniaceae. The record is from the annotation of a GenBank genome assembly.